Messenger RNA from Stylophora pistillata, 380 nucleotides. RefSeq lists its product as uncharacterized. NCBI's taxonomy places the organism in Eukaryota, Metazoa, Cnidaria, Anthozoa, Scleractinia, Pocilloporidae. The record is from RefSeq and is a predicted model, not a curated record.
AACAGCAUAGCACUGUGAUCAAGAUGAACACUCUAUUGCUGGUCCUGUUUUUCAGAGGCUCCGUUGCCUUAGCAGAAUUGCCUUUCGAGGAUGCAGCUGUCGAUGAACUACUAGAUGAGGAAGGAGAAGAAAUCACUGGAGAUUUGGAACUGGAAGUGGAAAAUGAUCCCUUAAAACCCAGUGGUCGUCCUUCUCUUCCACCCAAGGAGAAAGUUUGCAAAUGUCUUCUCCGAAUAUGCUCGAAGGGUCUCAAGCCGACCCCUCUCGAGGUGGCACAGGAAGAAUUCUCAGAUGAAAUUGAUGCACAUCCACCCCGAGCAAGUGGUCGAGCCCGCCCAAGUGGUCCGCCAAAUUGUAAACCUCGACCACCGAAUCACUGA